Molecule: messenger RNA, 1128 nt
Organism: Drosophila suzukii
Lineage: Eukaryota; Metazoa; Arthropoda; Insecta; Diptera; Drosophilidae
Gene: Prosbeta5R1
Product: Proteasome beta5 subunit-related 1
Cellular component (GO): proteasome core complex
Molecular function (GO): threonine-type endopeptidase activity
Source: RefSeq, a predicted model, not a curated record
UUAAGUCCCCAAACAUUGUAUUUAGUUUUAAUAUUCCCACUACCCAAUACACUUUUACAUAUAAUGGCUCUGGAAGCCAUUUGCGGCAUGAAUCGAAUGCCCUUUAUGAGGCGCUUCGAUGAUUUGCAAUCCGAAUGGCAGCAGGAGCAACUUCGCGAGGCCACCAGUAAUUUUGAAAAUCCCUAUGCCCUGAUGGCGCCACCUUUUGAAAGACCCGCUGAGAAUCUGCCAAAAAUCCUGGACCAUUGUAGAAUUCGCAUGGAUUUUGACCAUGGCACCACCACUUUGGGCUUCAAGUACCGUGGAGGUGUGAUAUUGUGUGCGGAUUCGAGAGCCACCUCUGGACAAUAUAUUGGUUCCCAGACGAUGAAGAAAAUAGUGGAGCUGAACGACUAUAUGUUGGGUACUUUGGCAGGUGGAGCAGCCGACUGCGUCUACUGGGAUCGAGUUUUGGCCAAGGAGUGCCGACUGCACCAACUUCGGUACCGGAAACGCAUGACUGUGGAUACGGCAGCUAGGAUUAUCUGCAACAUCUCCACGGAGUACAAGGGCAUGGGUCUGGUGAUGGGCAUGAUGUUGGCUGGCUUUGACGACGAGGGUCCCAAGUUAAUUUACGUGGACUCGGAGGGCAUGAGGUCACAUGGCCAGGUCUUCUCCGUCGGCAGUGGAUCCCCCUAUGCCCUUGGGGUUCUGGACACCGGAUACCGUCACGAUCUCAGCGAUCAGGAGGCCUAUGAUCUGGCCAGACGAGCGAUAUAUCAUGCUACAAGUAAAGAUGCCUAUUCAGGGGGAAUAGUUCGCCUUUACCACAUUAAUUCGACAGGCUGGCGAAAUAUCUGCAACACGGAUUGUUCCGAGCUCCAUGACUCUUACUGUGGAACGGGGCACCUGGAUAAAAAGAAAGAUCAUAAAGAUAGUCCUGAUAAAGAUUUGCCCUGCUCCAGUGGAUGGACCAAAAGAAAACUUACCGAAGACAAUGUCCAGACUAAACUAGAAACGGUUUAGACAAAUAAUUGAACUAAACGAAAAUUUCCUGUAUAGAAACACUUUUUGGUUUAUCUAUGUACGAAAUUUUCUAUUUGUGAGCUAAGAUCUCGUAUAUUUCUCGUAUAUUUAUGAAAUUAUAUU